AUGUUCCCCAUUAUUGUUGAAGCUGAAAGUAUACUGAUAAGAGAAGGAGACUCAGGAGCAGAGAUGUACAUCAUUGAAUAUGGCGAAUUUGAAGUGUCAGUCAAUGGACAACUUACCAAUAAGCUUCUGCCAGGAGCUGUUUUUGGAGAGCUUGCGCUGCUCCACGAAAUACCGCGAACAGCUACGGUUAAGGCAAUUUCCAAAUCCAAGGUUUGGUCGGCAGAGCAAACAUCUUUUUCCUGCAUAAGAAUCAGAGAUCAGAUUUAUCGAAAAGCUGUUGCAAAAGAGGUCAUUCAGAACUUUUUAACAUCAGUUAAGACAUUCUUAAGCACUGAGAGCAUUGACAAACUUGUCAGCUUGUCUCAAAACAGGUACAUCAAGGCAGGCACUUUUGUUAAGCUGGAUGACAGAGAGAUGAUCAUUCUUCUAAAAGAAGCCUUGAUUGAGGAUGAAACCAGGCGUAAAGUCUUUCCAAAAGACAUAUUAAACAAGGACUUCCAUUCUAUAUCUGAUGUUGAAUUGCAUAUCCAUCAAUUUAGGGGAUACCUUGAAGUAGGUUUAGGCUGUUCUUUUACUUAUCUGAACUUUGAUACAGUUGUUUUCAGUCUCAGAAUGAGUUUAUAA
Messenger RNA from Cephus cinctus (wheat stem sawfly), 624 nucleotides. RefSeq names its product cGMP-dependent protein kinase 1-like. The transcript has a single exon. The coding region runs from base 1 to 624 and encodes 207 amino acids. Lineage: Eukaryota; Metazoa; Arthropoda; Insecta; Hymenoptera; Cephidae. The record is from RefSeq and is a predicted model, not a curated record.